AUGGCAGUCUAUGACACAAUUAUUUUAGACAUAGAGGGAACUGUUUGCUCAAUAUCUUUUGUGAAAAAUGUGUUGUUUCCAUAUUUUUUAGACAAACUUCCCUUCCUUUUGGAACAAGUUGAGUUUCCACUGGACCACACUGAUAAUGUUACAGUGACGCAAAUUCUAGCAAAGUUUCCUGAGAGAUAUACUAAGAGUAAAGAAUGCUUAAAAACAUAUAUCAAUGAGCUUGUUGCUAAUGACAUAAAAGAUCCUACUUUAAAGCAAUUGCAAGGGAUUGUAUGGCAAGCUGGAUACGAGGAGGGCGAAAUUGUGGUUGACCUUUACAACGAUGUAAUAGAGGCCCUGGAUCGUUGGAAGAAAGAAGACAAGUCUGUUUACAUUUAUUCAUCAGGGAGUAUCAAAGCCCAGAAACUUCUUUUUAGCCAUGUCAAAUUCAAGAGUGAAACUAGGGACCUAACCAAUUACAUCAAAGGGUAUUAUGACCCUACAUCUGUUGGCUCAAAGAUAGAAUCCGAAAGCUACCUGAACAUUUUAAAAGACCUCAACAAAGAUCCAGAGUCUGCAAUAUUCCUUAGUGAUAAUAUAAAGGAAGUAGCAGCGUCUAUACGGGCAGGAAUUAAAUCUCUAGUUGUGAAAAGACCAGGGAAUACCGUUCACCACGACAACCAAAGUUUUGAUUUUGUGUAUUCCUUUGACAACGUUUAA
Komagataella phaffii GS115 is the source of this 708-nucleotide messenger RNA. RefSeq lists its product as uncharacterized. Lineage: Eukaryota; Fungi; Ascomycota; Pichiomycetes; Pichiales; Pichiaceae. The record is from RefSeq and is a predicted model, not a curated record. The transcript has a single exon. Bases 1 to 708 code for a protein of 235 amino acids. Gene Ontology annotation, molecular function: magnesium ion binding; acireductone synthase activity.